AUGGCCAUCAUCCAGGUGGAACCGUGUCAGCCACGGACCCAGCCGCUCGACGCACCGAACCCAGGUACUGGAAGACCGUUUUUGUCUUGUUCCGGGGGUGAGAAACACGCAACACGCGUUUUUAGGCCCGGUGCCGGCGGAGAGCGACUGGAGCCCGCCCGAUUCGUGGUUGUGCGCGACGAACAAAGUGCCGGAGCCGGUUGGGACCGUCCAGAACGUGACAAACACGGAUGAUGCUCAUUCUCAGACUAGUGCUCCCGCUGACCAGGUAAUAUUGUCGGGUUCUGUCUGCAAAGUUUGAAAAGAAGCUUAGACCCCGAAAAGUUCGAAAAAUACCUUUUUCUUUUCAGCAAACCGUCGGAACCACUACUGGCACCGUGUCGCUGUUCUCGUGGAUCCGUCAGCUCAUCUGCAUGCCCGGUCCGAAGGAUUCCAGCGUCGUGGCCGACAACAAUUGA
Messenger RNA from Caenorhabditis sp. 36 PRJEB53466, 458 nucleotides. The record is from the annotation of a GenBank genome assembly. Lineage: Eukaryota; Metazoa; Nematoda; Chromadorea; Rhabditida; Rhabditidae.